Rosa chinensis is the source of this 636-nucleotide messenger RNA. RefSeq lists its product as uncharacterized. The transcript has a single exon. Bases 1 to 636 code for a protein of 211 amino acids. NCBI's taxonomy places the organism in Eukaryota, Viridiplantae, Streptophyta, Magnoliopsida, Rosales, Rosaceae. The record is from RefSeq and is a predicted model, not a curated record.
AUGUCUGAGAAUACCAACCAGGCUUAUCCUUUGGCCCCUGCAAAUGGUUACACAAGAAGUGAUGGAGAAUCUUUGGUAUCCGAAGAUGAGCUGAAACGCCAAAAAAGAAUGAAAUUGUUUUUGUACAUUGGUAUCUUCAUUGUCUUUCAAAUCAUAGUGAUGACUGUAUUUGGUCUUACUGUGAUGAAAGUGAAGACCCCUAAGGUAAGAUUGGGCCAAAUCAAUGUCAAAAGCUUCAACUCUGUUCCCACAACACCUUCAUUUGACACAACCUUUACCACCCAGAUAAGGGUGAAGAACACUAACUGGGGUCCUUACAAGUUUGAUGCAAGCACUGCAACAUUCAUGUACCAAGGUGUGGCAGUGGGGCAAGUAUCUAUUCCCAAGAGAAAGGCUGGAAUGCGUUCCACCAAGAAGAUCAGUGUCGCAGUGAGUUUGAAUACUGAUGGAAUUCCAAGUAGUUCUACCCUUGGUAGUGAAUUGAACAGCGAGAUCCUUACUCUGACCAGCCAAGCUAAAUUGACCGGAAAGGUAGAAUUGAUGCUCAUCAUGAAGAAGAAGAAGUCUGCCAAUAUGGACUGCACCAUAGCAUUUGAUCUUUCCACAAAGAUGGUUAAAAGCUUGCAAUGCAAGUGA